GGUCUGAAGAGACGCAGGCAACUCUACGCUGCAUGCAGACCUUCCGCUCGCGCACACUCUCAAGCAAUCAACCUCAAGACGUCUCAACAGGAGCACCGAGAGUAUAUAAACUCUCUACAUCCCGUGCAAGCUUCAGCAACCAGACUCACCUUCCAACACCUUCACCACUCUUCAAACAGUCAAACCUCAACCCAAAAUGCACCUCCCAAGCACAACCACCCUCCUCACCCUCCUGGCCACGGCAGCCACAGGCCUUCCCUGUCACGACCAAGCCAACCAAGCCGACCAAACCCUCCUCGUCCCAACCUCCGCUCCGCAGACCAAAGUCUCCACCUCUGAGCACGUCUUCUUCAACGCCAACGCCAACUCAGGCCUGUACCUGUGCGAGAACGCGCUCUUCAGAGGCUACUGCGUGCACUACACCUCCCCCUUCGGACAAUGCACAACAAUCACGAACCAGUUCCCGCCCGGCGAUCGCGGGGUGUCCGCGGCGGGCGCGGACCGCGGCAGUUGGUGUACGCUUUAUUCGGAGUCCGGGUGUCAUGGGCAGGAGCUGCAGAUCCAUUUCCCCGGGUAUGAGAAUCUGGCGUAUCUGGGGUGGAAUGAUCGGGCGAAGAGCUUUAAUUGUGCCGCUGAGUAGGGUUGAUCCCUGGGGCACACGGGGCUAUAGGUGUCGAGAGGCGGUAUCGCUUGAAUUGGUGGUGGGUGGUGGUGGUGUGGGUUAUAGUAUUUUUGUCACUUAGUCGG
Aspergillus homomorphus CBS 101889 is the source of this 747-nucleotide messenger RNA. RefSeq lists its product as uncharacterized. The annotation marks the transcript as partial. Lineage: Eukaryota; Fungi; Ascomycota; Eurotiomycetes; Eurotiales; Aspergillaceae. The record is from RefSeq and is a predicted model, not a curated record. The transcript is spliced from 3 exons.